Molecule: messenger RNA, 1003 nt
Organism: Boeremia exigua
Lineage: Eukaryota; Fungi; Ascomycota; Dothideomycetes; Pleosporales; Didymellaceae
Product: smr domain-containing protein
Exons: 3
Coding region: 163-954 (263 amino acids)
Source: RefSeq, a predicted model, not a curated record
CCCCGGCGAUCUGGGCCCUGCGCAAGCUUGUUUGCUUUGAGCCGCUUUAGCGCCGAGCCGAGCGUUGUGCUGCCAUUGCUCAGGAACAGCAACACAUCCUCACACCAUCUACUUAUACACCUUGUGCUACUUCAGACAUCCUCAUCGGGGUAUCGCUUCAAUAUGGCUGCCAUGGAAAUGCUGUCAAUGGGCGCGCGCUCGCUCAAUCACUCCAACAACGAUGCCGAAGCAGAAUACGAUCGCCUCCGUGAUCUCGCCCGACAGGAAGCAGCCAAGCGCGGUUCAUGCUUCGAUCGCGCCCACCAGGCCUACGAAUCCGGCGAUGGCGCGCGCGCCCACGAACUGUCUGAAGAGGGAAAACAGCAUGCUGCCAAAAUGGAGCAAUACAAUCGCCAAGCGCGCGAUUAUAUCUUCCGCGAGAACAAUGCCAAUGGUCGUGUGCAGGACGAUACCAUCGACCUGCACGGCCUGUUCGUCGAGGAGGCCGAGGAUGUGCUCGAGGAGCGCAUCAAGGCCGCCCGAAGCAGGGGUGAAGAUCAUCUGCACGUCAUUGUAGGCAAAGGAAAUCACAGCCGCAAUCAUGUGCAGAAGAUCAAGCCCAGGGUCGAACAAGUCUGUCGCGAACUUGGCUUGCAGUAUCAGACUGAGGAAAACGAGGGUCGUAUCUACGUGAACCUCCAGGGCGGCGCCGUGCACAGCAUGCCUCCGCCGCCGCAGCAUCCGCAGUAUGGUGGCGGUGGAUACCCUGGGCAGCAACAGGGCGGUCAGCAUGGCGGUCAGCAGCACGGCGGCCAACAACAUGGUGGGCAACAGCAUGGUGGGCAAAACCAUGGACAGCAGCAUGGCGGCCAGCAUCAAAACCAGCAAAACAACCAGAACGACGACGUGGAGCAGAUGGUACGGAAGGGUCUGCCAAAGCUGCUCAAGAAGUUGGGCUGCUGUAACGUCAUGUAAGGCGUUGUGCAGACAUAGUGUAUACAAUAAUUUCCACUGGCAUUGCUUU